Messenger RNA from Aspergillus costaricaensis CBS 115574, 1506 nucleotides. RefSeq names its product general substrate transporter. The coding region runs from base 1 to 1506 and encodes 501 amino acids. Gene Ontology annotation, molecular function: carbohydrate:proton symporter activity. Gene Ontology annotation, cellular component: membrane. The transcript has 3 exons. The record is from RefSeq and is a predicted model, not a curated record. Gene Ontology annotation, biological process: carbohydrate transport; transmembrane transport. Lineage: Eukaryota; Fungi; Ascomycota; Eurotiomycetes; Eurotiales; Aspergillaceae.
AUGGCACUCCAUGGUCACGUACUGUCGCUUUCCCAGUUGAUUCUGGUAGUAUGCCCUGCCUUUUUCCUCUUUGGCUACAAUCAAGCCGGCGUCGGCGGUCUCGUAUCUGUGGAAGACUGGACCAUAACCUUCCCCGAAAUCGAUACUAUCCACACAUCAGGCGCCUUGAAAAGCCACAAUUUAACAGUACAAGGUGUUGUUAUCUCGACAUUUACCCUUGGUGCAUUGGUUGGGUCUCUUUCAUGCUCAUUGAUCGGUGACAUCUUGGGAAGAAGAAAUGUCAUAUUUGCAGGCUCACUUGCAACGUUGAUUGGGGAAGCCCUAUGUUGUUCCUCUUUUGGGCUCGCUCAGUUGAUUGUGGGAAGGCUUAUAAUUGGAAUCGGCAUUGGAAUGCUUAGUGGAACAGUACCUGUCUGGCAGUCCGAAUGUUCAUCGGCACAUAAUAGGGGCAAACAUGUUGUUCUGGAUGGCCUUUUCAUCAGCGCCGGGUACGCAAUAACAUCGUGGGUUAACUUGGGACUCUACCAUGUCAAAACCGGUUCAGUUGCCUGGAGAGUGCCACUGGCAAUUCCGGGGUUGGUUUCGCUAAUCCCCAUGUUUUCAAUUUUCUUUCUCCCAGAAUCUCCUCGAUGGCUUGUUCAAAAGGGCCGCCUUCAGCAAGCUCGUGCAACAUUAGUCAGUCUGAACAAUUCAUCAGCCCAGUCGGAAGAUGUGAACGGCGAUAUUGCGGCAAUCCAGUCAACACUAAAGAAUCACUCUCGCGGUGUCUCAAUAAUGGAUAUUUGGCGCCCAAACGAUGAAAGGUUAUUCUACCGCUUCGCUCUGUGCAUCAUGCUCCAGUUCUACCAGCAAAUGUCGGGAGGAAACCUCAUCUCAGUCUACGCUCCGAUUAUCUUCGAAGAUAACCUCCAAAUGACCAGCACGAUGUCUCGAAUACUGGCUGCCGCGACGCUCUCGUGGAAGUUUCUCUCGUGUUUCGUGGCUUUUUACUGCAUCGAUCGGUUCGGUCGCCGCGUGGUGUUUAUUGUCAGCGGGUCGGGGAUGUCGCUUUGUAUGCUGGCCUUAGCAAUCACCACGAGCUUUCCACAUACAAACAAGCCCGCUUCGGUUAUUUCGGCGCUUUUUAUUUUCUUGUUUAACUUCUUCAUCCCCAUCGGGUUUCUGGGUGCCAACUUUCUAUACUGUACGGAGGUAGCGCCGCUCCGGCUGAGAGUUGCUAUGGCUUCGAUCUCAACCGCAAAUCAUUGGCUUUGGAAUUUUGUUGUCACGAUGAUAACUCCUGUUGCAAUCAACAAUAUUGGCUAUCAGUAUUAUAUAGUAUAUGCCGUGAUUGGUGCAUGUAUCCCUAUCUCGGUGUAUUUCCUGUAUCCGGAAACUAUGGGGUGGAAGCUGAAAGACUUGGAUAUACUGUUCAAACAAGGGCUGAGCAUUCGAGGAAUUGUUAGGUCGUCUUAUAGGCCUCCAAACUGUGAUGUAGAAAGCCGGGUUUCAUUUGAAAAAAAGUGA